GGCGCUGCGCAGGUCCCUCGGCGUCGCCCUUUCGACUUGAACCUCGCGGGCAGGAUCAUGCGGGCGCGCCCCUGCUGGACGCUGCGCGCGGGGCUGCUGCUGCUCCUGGCCGCGCCGGAGGCGGAGGGCGGCUGCGCGGCGCUGGGGCGCUGCUGCGCGGGCCGGAGCAUGGCGUGCGUGAGCGCCGGCUGGAGGGCGGACGGGUCCCACGGGCCCUGCUACUGCGACCAGGCGUGCCCUUACACCUUGGACUGCUGCCAGGACUACCGGCAGGUGUGCCCAGUGAUCUCCUGCGUGGUCUCUGAGUGGAGCGAAUGGAGCAGCUGUGCGGAGACUUGCAAGGCAGCGUUCCGCGUGAGGAGGAGGCGCAUCAUCCGGGAGCCAAGAAAUGGCGGCGAAGCCUGCCCUCCUCUCGAGGACAAGGCUGGCUGUUUUGAGUAUUGGACUCGGGAAGGAACAGAGUGCAAGCAGCCCUUCAUCCCAGCGUUAAUAACCACUGGAGGCUAUGGGAAAGCAAGGAGAAAGCGAGCUGUGUCCAUUGAGAAUGAAAGAGCCGGGUACUGUGUCGAAUUUCAGCUCAUGGCCAUCACAGAAGGGUGCCUGCGUGGGAACAGCUCUUACACUCACUGGAUGAAGUAUCUCAGCGAAGGACACCUGGUGUGUGUUGAGUGCCAGCCCCCAGCUUUGGAUUCCAGGAACCUGCACUGCUCAGGGGAUGGCAGCGGAGCCAAAAAGAACCAGCUACUGCACUGGCAGGCUGUAGGAAACCCAAGAUGCAGAGGGACCUGGAAGCGAGUUCGCCAGCUGCACACUUGCUCCUGCCCUUCUGUCCACAGCUUCCUGUUCAUCUGACUUUCACGUAGUUGUCCCUCUGCCUUGAGCCUGCAUCUCCUCCUUGGUUCUCCUUAAUAGAAGUUCAGCUGUGAACAGCCACAGUUGCGAUGCCAACGGAUAUAUUCUAAGAUCAAGGGUACUUGCUCCUUUUAAGGAUCUGUCACUUGGUGACACAGGAUGUUCUCCUUGAGACUCAAGCUGAAGUUAUUGGUAUGUUAAAGAAGCAGGAAAUCUGUGCAGGAGAGACCUGGGAGAGUAGGGUUUGAGGCUGGCAGGCCAACAAGACCAUGCUGACAAGUGAGCAGUAGAGAUCAAAACCUAGGGAGAACCCUUGGAUUGGACCAUAGACCCAUCUUGUCCAGCAUCCUGUUCUCACAGUGGCCAACCAGAUGCCUGUGAGAUGGGUGAGCUCAUCCCAAACUUGGGUUGAUUCUGAAAUGUGCUG
Messenger RNA from Lacerta agilis (Sand lizard), 1279 nucleotides. Its product is annotated as somatomedin-B and thrombospondin type-1 domain-containing protein-like. The transcript has 5 exons. Lineage: Eukaryota; Metazoa; Chordata; Lepidosauria; Squamata; Lacertidae. Bases 58 to 852 code for a protein of 264 amino acids. The record is from RefSeq and is a predicted model, not a curated record.